GGAAUAGAAUGAUGAUCAUAUGGUCUAACUUAACUUUGCCAUUUCAGUCAUUUCACCCUUCCGCUUGAAGACAACCCUGAUCAUUUUAUUGCUUGUUAACUUGAAACAACCCUAAUUUUCUCAGCUUGUGACAGUUAUUUUACACUGAAAUUCAAUUCCAAAUAUCACUAAUAUCAAGCGAUCUUUGGACAUCUGGUGAAAUAAUAAAUCAACGACAGAUUUUGUCUGGCACCAUGGACUUUCAGGUCUUUGUAGGAGAAAUGAUCACCUCCUCUUCUUCCCAGUACGAGGUGCAAGAUCUCCUGGGUUCUGGUUCCUUUGGAGCGGUAACCCAGUGCAGGAAGGUAGCUACCAAUGAAAUGGUGGCUUUAAAAAUCUGCAAAAACAAGAAACUCAUUGAGGAGGCAAAAGAAGAGGCGUCGAUCCUCCAUAUUCUAAAAGAGCUCGGCUCAGACCAAUUCAACAUUGUCAAAUGGCACGACUCCUUUGCCUUUGAGGGGCGUUAUUAUCUGGAGUUCGAGGAACUGGACAUAAGCCUGACAGAAUUCUUGCAGAUGAGCCCUUCCAAGUCUCUUGAGUUGACCGAUGUCCGGCCCAUUGUGCAGCAGCUUGCUACCGCUUUGGAGUUUCUGAAGAGCACAGGCUUCGCUCAUUCAGAUCUGAAGCCUGAAAACAUUAUGAUGGUGGACCAUGUACGGCAGCCAUUGCGAGUUAAGGUCAUUGACUUUGGCUUAGCCCUCAACCAUCCAGAAAACUGGACAGGUGCCACUCUUCAGACCCGGUGGUACAGAGCUCCAGAGAUCCUGCUGGGAGCUCCCUUCAAUGAGGCCAUUGACGUAUGGUCUCUGGGCUGCAUUGCGGCCGAAAUGCUUAUGGGCACUGCACUCUUCCCUGGCUGUGACAACUAUGAUAUGAUGAGACAUAUCAACCUCAUAGUUGGAAAGGCACCGGACCAUAUUCUGAAUGACGGCAUGUACACAAGACAGUACUUUCGCCCAAAUUACCACAUUUUGAAACCCCCUUUUUGGACAUUUAUGUCUUCACUUGAAAAGAGGCACUAUACUUUCACCCCAUGCACAAUUAAAAGCCUGAGUGAUGUCACGAAGGUGCCUGCCAACCUCUCAUCACAAGAUGCCAGCACUCAUGAUUGUGACAGGGUGAGCUUUGCUGACCUAUUAAAAAAGCUACUGGAUGUGGAUGCUUUGCAAAGAAUCAAACCAAGCCAAAUUCUUCAACAUCCGUUUAUAACCACGAGCCACCUCCAUGUGAAAACAUGUGUGUGCGGUGGUGAGAAUGUGGCGAAGGAGGAGAUCUCCGACAGCACAGCCAGCCCGGCCUGCCACCCUGACGAGAGUCACCCUGCUGGGCGACGCAGCAAGGAGCACCCUUCCCUCCAGAGCGUCGUCAUCAGUGGUGAAAACCCUCCUCCAAAGAAAAGGAAAGGGGAUAGUAACGAGGACUCAGAGUGUGGCAACAGACAAACAACAAAGAAAAGGAGGAGUGAAGUCCUGGAUGAAGAGAAGGAUGCACAAAUCAGCCCACAAAGUGAGAAAAAGUGUGUGGAGGUGAAGAGCUUGUGUCAGGAUCUAAGCGUCUAUGGUGGCAAGGAUGUGGCAAAGAAGGACGCGUCCAACAGCGCUGCCACGGAGCACCCUGUCCUCCGGAGCGCCGUCAUCAGUGGGGACAACACUCCUUCAAAGAAGAGAAGGUAUGGUGAUGAGGACUCAGAGUGUGGCAACAGAAGCCCAGCAAAGAAAAGGAGGAGUGAAAGCCUGGAUGCAGCAGUGAAAGAUGCACAAAUCAGCCCAAAGACUUCACGUCUGCCUAAAAGGAAGAGGGAUAAAAAGGAUAUGUCCAUGACGUCAGACAUCAGCUCCCGACCAAAAAGGACGGUAAAACCGGAAAAAGAGCUGAAAGAAGUACUAAGCCACCCAACAAGGCCCGGUCCAGCUCUACCCAGAAGAGUGGGGGCGAUAAAGAGGCUUCCAGUUCAGAAAAAGAAAAACCCUUUACCGCACAAGAGGAAGAGGGGAAGUCUGGAUGGAGGAGAGUGAACCUGUCGAUAAAUUCACUUAAUAUCAUGUGUUUUAUUUCAUCUCAUUAUAAAGCACUUUGGUCAACGUCUGUCGUUUAAAUGUGCUCUAUAAAUUAACUUGAUGUAGAACAAUGACU
This is a messenger RNA of Etheostoma cragini (Arkansas darter), 2172 nucleotides long. Its product is annotated as homeodomain-interacting protein kinase 1-like. Gene Ontology annotation, cellular component: nucleus; cytoplasm. NCBI's taxonomy places the organism in Eukaryota, Metazoa, Chordata, Actinopteri, Perciformes, Percidae. Gene Ontology annotation, biological process: peptidyl-serine phosphorylation; peptidyl-threonine phosphorylation. The transcript has 13 exons. The record is from RefSeq and is a predicted model, not a curated record. Gene Ontology annotation, molecular function: protein serine/threonine kinase activity; ATP binding; protein tyrosine kinase activity. The coding region runs from base 234 to 2054 and encodes 606 amino acids.